This is a messenger RNA of Centropristis striata (black sea bass), 2784 nucleotides long. RefSeq lists its product as uncharacterized. The record is from RefSeq and is a predicted model, not a curated record. Lineage: Eukaryota; Metazoa; Chordata; Actinopteri; Perciformes; Serranidae. Gene Ontology annotation, molecular function: cytokine receptor activity. Gene Ontology annotation, biological process: immunoglobulin mediated immune response; cytokine-mediated signaling pathway. The transcript has 11 exons. Bases 395 to 2296 code for a protein of 633 amino acids. Gene Ontology annotation, cellular component: external side of plasma membrane.
AGCCAUUUGUCACACUUUCCUGAGUAAUACAACUUAAAUCACUCACGUAUGUGUUGUAAUGACGCAAAAAAAGGACUCAAACGGGUCAUCUCUGCUGUUCUAGUCUGAAGCAAUAAUCUUCUCGUCGUGGCUCUAACUGAGUAUCAAAUGAAGACAACACACUGAAACAGAUCCUUCACUAACAGCCCCUUAUUUCUGGUUUAAACCGGCCUGGAGACUGGCUGCAUUACACCACAAAACACAAAAAGGAGAGCAACAUACAGUGUGUGUCGUCAGGAUCAGAAUACAGAUGUGUAACCCUCUCAAGCAAGAAAAGUCAGUGAAAUCCUUUGGGAAACCAACCAUGCUAUUGGUUUGAGAUAUCCCCAGAAAAGAAGACGGAUGACAUCAAAAAAUGGAGAGAAAUAAGAAAAUCUCUCUGCUGUUUCUAUUUCUGGCUCUGCCUAAUGUCUGUAGUAAUGAGAACUGCCCGAACGACCCUGAUAACAAUCCCAAAGAUCUCACCUGUGAAAGUGACUACGACCGUACCAUCACUUGUGUGUGGAACAGCACACGCGUGUCUGAUCAUCAGGACAAUGUGUGCACAAUUCUCGGUGUUUUUAAAGGUAGCUAUGUCAAAUACAGCACUUCAUGUGUCCUGACGCCCGUUGACGCCUCUAGACCAACGCUAAAGAAAUGCUCCAUGAUCUUCAAUCGCAACAAGCGAUUUCAGUCCACCCACAACCUGUCCAUUACUCUGACGUGUAACCGCCCAGAGCACAGUUUAACCAUUUUCUUCAAGCCAGCUUGUCACAUAAAGCUGGAUUCUCCACCAAAACCAAACAUCAUCAACUCCACUAUUGUUUCCUCGACCCCCCAAGUUAAGACAGUGUUCCCUCGGUACACCUUCCAACUGCAGUGGAGACUGGAGGAUGAGUCAUGGAGUGAUUAUCCUGAGAUAAAAGACUCUGCAUGGGAAUGCAUGUGGGAGCUGAAUGCUGAUCAGCUGAUACGAGGUGGGAGAUACGAGGCACGCACUAGAGUGAUGAUCAUUGAUCCUACGUUCUACAAGUCAACCUAUAGUGAAUGGAGCCCAACUGUGUCAUGGGUGUCACAUGAAGGAAGAACAAAACCACCACCACCACCACCACCAUCAGAUCCUUCUGGUGGUCUUUUGGGUUAUGCCAUCGGUGCUGCAGCCAUUGCCAUGUUUCUCAUUGUUGUAGGCUGUAGGACGAACAGAACCACCUGGGUUUACAUCGUAAAGAAAAUCAAAGGUCCACCCAUACCGAAUCCAGAAAAGUUCUUCCCGCAUAAUGUAGAUUUCCAGACUUGGUUGAGCCCUUACUUCACCAGUGAGUCCUUACAUUCCUUCCUAAAACCGUUGGAAAUCGUCUCGGUGGAGGUAACCUCCGCUGUGGAUGCUGUGGCACCCUGCGGGCCGCAGGCAGCCCUGCUAGAGAAGAUGAGAAGGGAAAAGAGCUGCUCCAAUUCCAAUUUCUCCAACCCCAGUUACUCCCAGCUGUGUCCUCUUCCUCCUGUCUCCUCGCUCGCUGCGGGGAACCUGGCGCCCUGUGCCACUGAUACACCUUACGGGCCUGUUGGUAGUCAAGGUGAAGGUAAAAACCCGGAGGUGGAUAGGGAUGAAGUGAAGGGAAAAGAAGUGGAAAUCUGCCAGUUGCUCUCCAAAGGCAGCGACAACAGCGAGCACAUGCUGGUCAUUUCAGACUAUGAGAGGGCAGAGAACCCUCAGGUUGAACGCAUCAGGCUCCAGAGUCUAGAUUCAGGUGUCUGCAGUGGAGAAGAGGUCAGUCAUGAAAGCCUGGAGGCAGAUAGCAUCAACGGGACUGAUAACCACGAUGAAAGACCAGAGGGCGAGAAAGAGAGGGAGGGAGGGGAUGGAAAAGAAGUAGAUGUUCAGAAGUUGUUAGCAGGCAGUGGAGGUGUCUUUGACAAAAGCUCUAUUCUGGUUUGUUCCGGUUAUGAGAGAGUCCCGAACCUGCAGGCUGAUAGCCCCGAGCUCUUCAGCAUGGAUUCAGGCAUGGGCAGUGGAGGCGAGGAGCAGGUGAGUCAGGAGGAGGACGCUGAAAAGUCCACCGAAUCCACAAGCCUCCUGUGUCAUCCUCCCAGCCCUUCACCAUGCUCCCUGCCCUCUUUCACACCACCGCCUUUCAAUUCCUCUGGGCCAGGGUCGAGUCCAGGUCUGCAACCUCUGCCGAGUCAUUUACUUGAGAGGAUCGCUCUAAUGUCAACCAACAGGUCAGUGGAGCCCUCUAGUGAUGGAUAUAUGCCAGUGAGACAGGAACAGAAAAACUGACAGUACAUGCUGUCCAAUACAAUAUGUUACACGAGUGAAUAACUGCCCACACAUCAGAGUACAAGGAGUUUGGAUUCAUCGAGGAGACACUCUUGCAUUGUGCUCCAACAGCAGAUGGAUUCAAUACAAUCUGAGUGGAGCUGAUAGCUGUGGAAGGACUUCUACAGUAACUCAACGAAUUGAUUUCUUUGAUCCACUGCUUAAUGAUACAGAAGCAUAUUGUUAUUGAACGGCCCUGUGGCUGAGCUGCCUGUCAGGUGAAAAAUGAACGAAAGACACAAACCCGACGAUCUAUUAUGAGAUGCCAACGAGUCGUGUCAUCCCUGCAAGCUACACUGAACUGUGAAAUAUAAUUUCUCGUUUCUCACAUCUUACUACUAUUUAUUAACUUCGCUUGGGCCACUGAAAAUACCAUGACUUAUUGAAAGUAUAAUUUUUUACUGAGCAAAUUGUAAAAGCAUCCUAUCAAAUUAUCGGUGUAAACAGAC